Messenger RNA from Pelobates cultripes (western spadefoot toad), 17578 nucleotides. NCBI's taxonomy places the organism in Eukaryota, Metazoa, Chordata, Amphibia, Anura, Pelobatidae. The record is from the annotation of a GenBank genome assembly.
AUGGACCCCCAACCAACAGGAAGAACAGGAAUUCUCGGGUCACCAAAAUUUAGGCAGUAUACAACUAAUUAUUGCUGUAACGUCCGGCGCUGUAAGUAGUUGCAGGUGGUUCUGUGUAUACAGGGCAUUGCUGGUAGUUGGUGAGGGACUUACUCUGGAGAUCUGGUGAGAGGACACAUGCAGUGAUGUAAGUUUUCUAACAUUGUAUAUCUGCAGUAACACACACACACAAUGAUACAUUAUAACUACAGUAAUGCUGUAUCUAUCACACACACAAUUAUACAUUAAAACUACAGUAAUGCUGUAUCUAUCACACACAAUGAUACAUUAUAACUACAGUAAUGCUGUAUCUAUAACACACACAAUGAUACAUUAUAACUACAGUAAUGCUGUAUAUAUCACACACACAACGAUACAUUAUAACUACAGUAAUGCUGUAUCUAUCACACAGACACAAUGAUAGAUUAAAACUAUAGUAAUACUGUAUAUAUCACACACACAACGAUACAUUAUAACUGCAGUAAUACUGUAUCUUUUACCCACACAAAGACACAUUAUAGCUAUACUAAUGCUGUAUUUAUCACACUCCUUGUUACUUUGUAUUUGUUUGUGCAGUAUCAUUGCUGUUUAUCCUCGUGUAUAAAUGUGGUAUUUUGACUGACUCAAUGAUUGUAUUCCUGGCACUGUGUGAUUGACUCAGUGAUUGUAUCCCUGGCACUGUGUGACUGACUCAGUGAUUGUAUUCCUGUCACUGUGUGACUGACUCAGUGAUUGUAUUCUUGGCACUGUAUGACUGACUCAAUGAUUGCAUUCCUGUCACUGUGUGGCUGACUAAGUGAUUGUAUUCCUGGCACGGUGUGACUGACUCAAUGAUUGUAUUCCUGGCAAUGUGUGACUGACUCAAUGAUUGUAUUCCUGUCACUGUGUGACUGACUCAGUGAUUGUAUUCCUGGCACGGUGUGACUGACUCAAUGAUUGUAUUCCUGGCACUGUGUGAUUGACUCAGUGAUUGUAUUCCUGGCACUGUGUGACUGACUCAGUGAUUGUAUUCCUGUCACUGUGUGACUGACUCACUGUGUGACUGACUCAAUGAUUGUAUUCUUGGCACUGUAUGACUGACUCAAUGAUUGCAUUCCUGUCACUGUGUGACUGACUAAGUGAUUGUAUUCCUGGCACGGUGUGACUGACUCAAUGAUUGUAUUCCUGGCAAUGUGUGACUGACUCAAUGAUUGUAUUCCUGUCACUGUGUGACUGACUCAGUGAUUGUAUUCCUGGCACGGUGUGACUGACUCAAUGAUUGUAUUCCUGGCACUGUGUGAUUGACUCAGUGAUUGUAUCCCUGGCACUGUGUGACUGACUCAGUGAUUGUAUUCCUGUCACUGUGUGACUGACUCAGUGAUUGUAUUCUUGGCACUGUAUGACUGACUCAAUGAUUGCAUUCCUGUCACUAUGUGACUGACUAAGUGAUUGUACUCCUGGCACGGUGUGACUGACUCAAUGAUUGUAUUCCUGGCAAUGUGUGACUGACUCAAUGAUUGUAUUCCUGUCACUGUGUGACUGACUCAGUGAUUGUAUUCCUGUCACUGUGUGACUGACUCAGUGAUUGUAUUCCUGUCACUGUGUGACUGACUCAAUGAUUGUAUUCCUGGCACGGUGUGACUGACUCAAUGAUUGUAUUCCUGGCACUGUGUGACUGACUGAAUGAUUGUAUUCCUGGCACUGUGUGACUGACUCAGUGAUUGUAUUCCUGGCACUGUGUGAUUGACUCAGUGAUUGUAUCCCUGUCACUGUGUGACUGACUCAAUAACUGUAUUCCUAGAACUGACAAUUAAAUCAUCGGGUGUUCAGGAAACGAAUUUAAUGCUCAUGUAAUAUAACAUAAUUUCUGUAUCUUUACAGACACACAUACACAGAAAAGGAGCAAUGGCAGUCACCGCUGAAAAGGGUAGAUGUAUUUUUGUAUUUCAUUCUUUUUUGUGCUUUUCUUGUUUGCCUUUUUUAUUUAUGUUUUAUUUUUCUAUUAUCAUGUGGUAUAAACCGUCAUGGGGCUAAAUAGAGUGCGGGGGGCAUAAGGGCUGAGGUGGGUACAUGCAUGUCUAAGGGCUGUAGUGGGUGUAGGGGGGUCAGAAAGGCUGAGGUGGGUGUAAGGGGGGGGCACAAGGACUGAAGUGGGUGCAGUGAUGGAUGGAGGCUGUAGAGUGUGUAGGAAGGCAUAGGGGCUGUAGUGGGUGCAGGGAGGGCAGUGGCAGUUGAGGGUGGACAUGGGAGUUUUAGUAGGUGCAGGGUGGAAUAAAAGCUGAGGUGGGUGCAGGAAGAGAUAGGUGCUGUGGUAGGUGUAAAGGGGGCACAGGGACUGUUGAAAAUAUUUAGAAGAAGCAUAUUUGCUGAGUUUCUCCCAGGCUGCUUUUUAUCUUCUUAGUGAUGUCACUUCCCAUCCCCGGACUCCACUUCUCCACCUCUCACAGAGCUCAGCACAGGGAGAUCAUAAAGGAGACCUGGCACAGAGAGAGCAGGGGGGGGGGCAGGUCUCACUCAGUAAGGGGGGGGGGGGUCAUUUAUAGUGCGAGAGUUUGCAAGGGCCCAAACCAAUGGCUGGAAUGUGCAUGGUAUUUGGCUUUCUCACUAGGAUCUCUGGUCUUCUCAGCCAGAGUGUUGCAGUCCAGCCAGUCUCCUUCCCUUGAUCCAUAACCGAUGGUCAGUCCGCUCCUAUGUAGAGCUACGUAAUUUUGCUUCCUACCCAGCAAUACGACAAAUAAAUACAUUUUCGACCAUGCAUGUGUUAACGAAUGUUUCUUCUUCUUUCUUCAGCCUAUUAUCGUUUUUUGGUUCUUUUCUUCAACUGCCUGCUCACGUUUGGCUCUUAUUUCUGUUUUGAUAUCCCGAGUGUGCUUCGGGAUCAGUUUCAGGGGGUGAGUAUGCAGAGUUUGUCUCUCAGCAAGACAGCACUAUCUGCUUAAAACUGUGGAGACAAAUUAAUUAUUUUGCAUUUCCUUAUUAUGAAUCUUCGAUUAGGGCAGCUACCCAGGAGACGAAUGGAUUCCCUUCGUGGAAGCACUCCCGAAUGGGGAGCGGGCACAAUGCACGAAAAUACAGAGAAACACAUGUAAUAGAAAGAGGAGAUCCACAAACAGGCAGCGGUUCCGCCACAGAUAUGUUUAUACAAAAGUGAACACUCAUGAAAUAUGGAGGGAGAAUAGAUAAUGUCUAUUGUGUAUAAUAGGAACAGGCUAUAGACUAACUAUCCAAGGACCUUUCAUCAAUAAUGUAAUUGUUAGGAAUUUAAAUUGAAUUUCAGAUUUUAAACCAAAAUAACCAAUUUGGAAAAUAUUUUCCAGGUCACUUAUGUCUUCAGCAUGUACUAAUAUUUUCUAGUAUAAUAUGUCUGACAACCUAUUUUGCCCUUAAUAUUGACAUUUUAUGGUCAUUUUACCCUGGGAUUUGAAAAUCAACUUUGAAUUCUGAACAACUCACACUUUUUUUCCCCAUCUUGAACACACUGCCUGCUGCUUCUCACUAACAUUUUAGUUUGCACAUGACAGCAGGUGUUCCCCACCUACACUUUACUUUUCCAAAUUAUUCCCAAAGCUUUUUUUAUGGCAGUCAUCUAACUGGUAACAUCUCUUCCCGGUGUUUUUGAUUAUAGAAAGGAAGAGGUUUGACUGAUUUUAAGGAAGGACAAAGCAAUCCUAACAUAGACCAGCAAAAAUUUUAGCGUGUUCUUUAAUAUUUGUUCAGUUUUGUCAAUGAAGACUGAUUUGCCUUUGAUGUUUAUCAUAUCUAUAGAGCUUGACCUGUCAAAACGGGCCUUCCACUAACCACAGUGGGGGCUGCGUGGAGGGUCUUGGGAUGAGCCCUGAAGAGUAUAAUUUGCUUUAUUCCAUCUACAUGUGGACGUAAGUAUUGACAAAGAUAUCGAGCAAUUCACAACUCAUGGUUGAACUAAAUUCAACUAGUGGGAACUACAACCUUCCCCAAAACAACUAUAGCUUUAGUGUUACUCCGUCUGGUCUAAAAUUUAAAAUUCGCUUCGAAUUUCCAGCAAUACAAUUUUAGGUAAAAAGCUUGCAGUUUCUACCAUCACUUGUUAAAAGAGUUUUUUUGUAAGGGUGGAAUUGUACAUUACUUUUUUCAUUCCCUUAUUUGCAUUUUUAUUAUUGAGGUUGUGCUUUUCAACAUAGUUUGAGAGAAAUCUCAACAAAUCCUUCCUGGUAAAAUAUUUUAUAAAUAAAUAAAUAUUGCUUUUCAUGCAUUUGUUUCGCUUUAACAGAACGUUUCCUGUUUGUGGUUGAAUGAGGUUAUUGUGAGUUGUAUCCCAAGGAUAACGAUGCAUUUAUUUGUCUACUUUGUUGAAAUUAAUGAUGGGUAGGUAACAGUUUUUAAUUUCUUUCAACAGCAAUGCCCUAGUGGUAAUAGUUGCUGGCUUCCUCAUUGAUAAAUUCGGAAACCGAUGUAAGUUAAUUGAAGCUGUUUUAUAUUAAUAAUUUUGUAUUUAGUUAUUCUGAAACCUUCAUUCCUUUAACAUUCAUAAAAAUGUGUCCACACCACUCAUUGUGAACAUUUGGUAGCUUGCUCAGUAAUGUGUAAUGUCUACUGAUAGUCCGUAGAUUCCAACCAUUUAACCCACAUUAACAUUUUAUUAUUAAGAGUCUCUUGCUACAGGAUACACAUAGUACAAAUGGAAGGAAACAUAAGUGCCUAAAAUAUACUUUCAGCAAUUGUAUAUUCUGUUUCUAAUACUAUUUUUGUUUUUCUCUUUUUUUAGUUGGACUGUUCCUUUUUUCACUUUUGACUGUUCUGGGCUCGGCCAUUUUUGCACUUGGUUCCCACUUCAAAGGAACGCCAUACCUGCUACCUCUAAUGCUAACUGGGCGGCUGUUGUUGGGUUCUGGAAAUGGUUCACUAACAAGUAAGUCAUCUGACUUUGGCAAAAAUAAUGGGGGUUUAGUUACAGUAUAUGAUCAUACAUUGCGUAAGCCUGCCACAACAUCAAUGUACCCCAUUCUGGGCAGGUCCUACUCUAGCAUGCCUGCUCUUAUGAGAUUUAUCCACUUACAUACAAGAUCCAGCCCACGCACGCAUUUAAAAAAAUUAUAUAUUUAGUUUUGUAAGUAACAACGGAAUAGGUAGUAAUCAUAAAUAAAUGAGUAAGAGAAAUGUUAGUUAAGAAAAUAGCUCUAAAACUGGAACAGAAGGGUCACCAAUCCUUUUAUGAGAUAAACAAAACAAUAUCACUAUAUUACUAAAAUGAAAGUGUCCGGGAGCUCAAUAGACUUCAUGGGAGAAUAAAGGUAACAAUAAAAAUAAAAAUAUAUCAAUAAGAAAUAUAAGCAUAAAAAUGAAAAUAAAUAAUAUAGAAGUCCAGGUCCAAAUAAGUCCAAAGGAGGGGCGGGGCCGGGCCGCCGGGCCGAGUGGACGCCAUUAACAUGAGCUCCUGCACUAAGCGGAUAAAAAAGGCACUAAAACACUCACCCCAGACUGCCUAACUAUGCUAUACUCUGCCAGAUUCAAACAGAGAACGGCACCAGCUUACCCCCGAUACCUGCACGAUGCCCACCGCAAGCCAGGCAAGCAGAGAGGGCCGGGACCGGCCUACACGAGGCAGAGCGCCAGAAUACCGGCGGCCAUUACAGGCAGCACGGCGCUGCGGAGCAGAGAACAGAGGCAUCCCGCUAUAGACACCUAGACAGGGGGAGAUACGCGGCCCGGGGCACGGCCCUGCCCCCCCCCCUUUUUUUAGCCGGCGGGGGAUAUCCCGGCUUCCAGGUGGAGGCACGGGUCGCAGCGGGAGUCCCCGUGCGGUCCGGAUGCCGACCGCCUGCACUGGCACCGGCUGCAAGACACUCAGCCAGCCAGCAACAUUGGAGGUACCCGCGGAGGGGCUGAAACACUCACCCGAGGAGGCACCCAGAUCGGUCCAAAGGAGACAGAACACAGAGGACUAAACAAGGGAGACUGACUGAGGCACCUCGUACAGGCCCUGGCGGUGCCGGGCGCCGGACAGACCCCCCACGCUGAGCUCCCGACCACUAGUGGAGCGGGCAUCUGAGCCUCUGGGUCUGUGGGGUCCCCGGAGAGCUUUUGUCCCUGAUGCCGCGAGCCCGGUGGGGCAGGACCAACGCUGCCCUCCCGACGGACCGGUGGUGGGGAUAGCCACCAGCUCCAAAUAUGUGGCCGGCACCGGGUGAGACAGCAGAGUGCGCGCUCGAAGUGGACUCACGUGUAGCUGGGGAGGUGCAGGGAGCAGACGACCCGCGGAUUUUGUGGUUGGGUCCAAAGGACGGUUCAUGCUCCUGAGUGCCCACAGUGCAGCGGAGGGCCCAGCUGGCGGGCGGGGGCCGGCUGGGGGAGGACGAAAGGAGGCCUGGCGACCCAGGGACAAUAUGAUGGAGACGCAGUGAGAGACUCCUCACAGACGGCCAUGCAGGCCGACAUGAUGAUUCAGCAAGGCAUAAAAGUUACCUCAUCAAGAUGUGCUUUCUUACCUCCAUAUAUGAUGUUUAUGUUGUUUUAUGUCCCGUAUAUGUUAGCGCCCGUUAAGACAUGGGACGCAAGCACUUAAUGUCAUGUUAUUUUUAUGAACCAAAUCGCUAGUAUAAAUUAAUCUGCAGUAGGAUACAACAUGGGGAGCAGCCGCACCUAGGAGGACUCGCCCUUUAUGUUUUUAAUACAUUAUCCCGCUGAAGUUAGGCGUUAAUACUAUACCCGCUCACUGUUUAAAGAUAUACAUUAAUAACUUGAACCAAGUAAUUAUUUACGCACGGGCCACAUGUCGCUCUUAAUAAUAUUGUAAUAAUUAUAAACGGAAUAACGGGGGCGUAAUGGCUGACCGCAUCAUAAUAGGCGGUAUACUACCAGGCCCACACUACACUUAGAAAACACAACGCCCUUUGAGCUACAUAAAGUUCGGUGCUUACUUAAUAGCAGACUAGUACUAAAUCAUGCCCACUUAUUAAAUACACAGCGCUCUACUCGCAAUACUAACACUUAUUACAAAAGUUGGUAGUCCUUACAUUGAUAACCAGAAACUUCACGAAACAUUUCCUGCCGCACAUGAACAGUGCGCAGUAUUGGAGCUCACAUACUGGACACAAAAACAAUUAUACCAUAUCACGGCCUGUAAGUUAGUGCUACAUAUAUUAACAACAUAUUAAAUAUCUGUGAUUUAUUUCUGGUUACACGUUUUAGACUCCGUUAGGUCCUUAUAGCCUGACCGUUCUGUUAAUGCUAUAAUUUUGCAAGGAAUCUUUAAGUGCAUAGUACCCGACUUUACAGUGAUGACUUAAGUUUCAGAUAUCUACUUAUUCAAGUUUUUCCAUAACAAAUGCAUUAUUUACGCUAUCUCCCCUGCGUGGGAAAACUGCUUGUUAUAUCGACCUUAAUAAAAACAGAUUUAAAACAAAUAAGUCCAAAGAGAAAUUAUAUAUAUAUAUAAUAAAUGUCACUUCCCUUGCUUGUGAAGACAGCACAGGGUAGUGGGACCCAAAUGCCAAAAUAGUAUACUUUCUUAAGAAAAAUGCAUUAUAGCUUCAAUAUAUGUAAAGUCCUACUACCCUGUGCUGUCUUCACAAGCAGGGGAAGUGACACUUUUGCUAUAUAUAUAUAUAUUAGAGAUUUCUCUUUGGACUUAUUUGGACCUGGAAUUCUAUGUUAUUUAUUUUCUAUUUUUCUAAAUUUUAAUUUUAUGCUUAUAUUUUGUAUUGAUAUACUGUAUAUUAAUAUUGAUCUAUUUUUAUUUUUAUUGUUACCUUUAUUCUCUAAUGAGGUCUAUUUAGCUCCUGGACACUUUCAUUAUAGUAAUAUAUUAUGAUAUUGUUUUGUUUAUUACAUUUUGUAAGCUUUAAAGUUGGUGUUUAGUGACUGAGUGAGUGCGCUGGAUCUUCUAUGUUGUAUUAAUUGGCCCACAGCAGCACCCUUAUAAUGUAGCAUGUUUAGGUGAGUGCAGCCCUCUUGAUUUCAUAGGUAAGUCAACUGGACUGCAAGAGGUAUGUUGCAGAUGGCCUUUAUGCAAAAGUUUGAAUUAGUUUUUUCCUGGCCAAUCCAUGUCAGCCUCACCUAUGGGUUAAUCUCCUCCCUUUCAGUCUUUUUUCCUGUCCUCCAGCUGUUAUGCAGCACAACAAUUUUGUAAUUCACAGUGCACCUGCUAUUGGUUUUCCACUAUGGCACCCCUGGGGAGUUCCGCCUUCCUCCCCAGGAAAGAACCCAGAUACAGCCCAAGCUGUUCACGACUCCCAGGAUUAGAAUUACUAUGUUAGUAAAUAGUAAUUUGAAGAAUUUGGACCUUAUCGAUUAUUUAUGUGCUAUUGUUUAUUGCUAUAGCUCUGUGUGAGGUGAUAAGGAAACCUAGUGUACCUAUUAGUUCCUGGGCUCCAAUUUGGGUGUUCCCAGAUGGCUGACAUGAUCUGUUUUUACUUAUAAGUGGCUUUUUUAAAUUUUUCAGCCUUUACAGUCUUCUCCUGUGCCCCCCGAGGUCUCCUAACCUAUUUCUUAUGGUUUUUUGAGUGUUUUGUGGCACCAAAAUUGCUGCCCUGCUGCUCUUGCGAUCGGCAAAAUCCAAGAUGGCCAACUGUCUUCCUUCAGUUCAUAUCGUGCGUACGCAAAUGGCCUUAAAGGGCUAGUUAGGUAUUUAAGGAAGUCCACAGGAAUUCUCUUAAGGUGAUAAUUCUGGUUUAUUCGAUUUCUUUUGUGAUUCCUUCUGAUCAUAAGUGUUGGAUUUAACAAUUUUUUUUCUUCAUAAAGGUAGGAUUUUUCUCUCAGUUUGUUUCUGUUUUUUUUCUGUUGUUGUUUACAUUUGGUAACUUCUUUUUGGUAAUGGUAGUUAAUGGAAAUGUUUCUUUGUAGCCCUUUUACCAUGGCUUCCUCUUCCUUUGCCUCAAGGAGCAGAUAUAGAAGGGUAUGGUGAGCUUUUUCAUUGUCUUAUGAAAUAGUGCCUUAUGACCACACCUAUGUAUAGGUGGCCCUUUUAUUAUAUAAAAUAUUGGUGAUGCACAUAUGUAAAUAUGUAUUAAUUGCAGCCAACAAAGUUCAACAAAAUAAAAAAUCCAAGAAAUGCCAUGGCUGCCCACCUGCUGCUAUUGAGGGGAAAAACGUCUGCAGAGAUUAUUUUCACAUUUUAUCAAGUAAAGGAGCCUCUACAUCGGCUGACACCAUAAAUCUUAACGUGGAUGAGGUGAUUUCUAAGGCUGUGGCUGCAGGUUAAAGAGGCGACUUGUAAGAGAGUAUGGGUUAUACAUAUAAUCUAGACGGAAAAUCCUGAACAUAUAAACCUGGAAGAUAUUAUACCAGAGUGCCAUAUUGGAAAGGACAACAGAGUCAAUACUUUCUCGAAUUCAAAGAAAAUAUUCUAUCCAUUAUGGCGGAGUCUACAGUGUAUCAAGAAAAAGAAAAACCUAUGAAACAAUGCCUGGAGAAACUCCUUAAACAGGUUAUUUGUCAUGUUCCUUCAAAAUAAAUAUUUAAAGUAAUUUCCAGGCUACUGGGAAAAGUUUCAGUUGCACUCUUAGUCAAAUUCAUGAGGCCCACAGAUUGUAUGAGUCUUCUGGGAACACUGUCCUCAAUAUGUGGAUUAGUGAGAAGGGUACACUGGAAUCUCAGAACAACAGAGAGGAAUUUUUUUUAGAUCAGUUCAUUCAAGAAAACCAAAAAUGGGAUCGAAAAAUUUGGAUAACAGAUGAAGUAAGAAUUUCUCUUCAAUGGUGGAUGAACGAGCAAACUAUCAUAAGAGACUUCCCACUAGAACAUCCAGAGUGGGAACUUCUGACCAUGGACACCAGCAGGAGAUUUUGAGGAGUUCAAUACAAGCAUUAUCUAGCCCAGGAAAGUUGGUCUAUGAGAUGUUGCAAUUUCCAUUCCAAUAUUCUGGAAUUGAGGGUAGUAUACAAAACCCUACUAGAUUUUAAGCACCUUGUGCAAAACAGAUGGGUGAAGGUACAAGUGAACAACAUAACCGCCAUGGCCUACAUCAAUCACCAAGGAGAUACGAAAAGCAAGAAACGCAUACAAUUAUAUUCUGGGCACAAUGGAAUAUGGAAGGGCUAUCUGCUAUUUACCUACCAGGACAACUAAACGAUGUUACAGAUGAUCUGAGCAGAUAUUAUGUACAUCCAGGUGAAUGGAAGCAGAGUUUGGAUACUUUGCAAAAAAUAUACGACUUAUGGGGCGUACCGGAUAUAGAUCUAAUGGCAAGCUUCAGAAACAAACAGCCCCCCUUGUUCUUCUCCAGAAGAUUCGACCCAAACAAAAGGUCAGGAUGCCCUAACAUAAAAAUUUAAUUUUCAGCUGGGCUAUGUAUUCUCUACUCUUUCACUAAGACAGAGAACACUCAAGAAGAUCUGGAAAGAGAAGGUAGAGGUAAAAAUAAUUUUUCUACAUUGGCCAAGGAGACCUUUGUUUCUGCAACUUCUGAGCCUGUCAGAAGGAGAACAGUGGGAUCUGCCAAUAAAAAUGAAUCUGCUGCUGCUCUAUUACAUUCUGUGCCUACCUUUAAGUAAUCAGAAAUAAUCACCCCUAAAUCCCUUUCCUCAGAUGUUGAGGUUAGGACUCUAUCAAAUAUUCUGUACUCUGCCCGUGAGUAUUUACGUCCAAGAUGUAUCUAAAAAAUGUUUUGUCCCCCUUUUUUUUACUGAGUUUGUUUUUUUCUAUUCUGUGUGUGAUUUGGAAGCUAUUAUAACUUGCUUAGCCUCUUUCUGCCUGAUCUUAUAAAUUUGUCUAUCUUCCUCACUCUGGGUUUUUUUAUAAUUACUAAAUGCUAACUGUUUUUUACUAUUUUGUCCACAUCUGCGGAGUACCACAGUGGUUUCUUGAAUUUUUUGCUUUUACUGACACGCCUAAUGCAAUUUUCUGUUGCCUUCAGCAGUGCAACUUUUAAAUAAUCCCAUUUCUCCUGGACUCCAUUUAAACUGCUCUAAUCUGAUAAUGACUCCUUUACACAUUUUCUAAUUUUUAAAAAGUCUGUUUUUCUAAAGUCUAAAACUUUUUUUGUGUGUGGUGUGACUCAGUCAUUGUUCUUAUAUUAAACCACACUGACUGAUGAUCACUGGAUCCUAAACUUUCACCUACAGUAAUUUCUGAUACCAAAUCUCCAUUUGUUAACACUAAAUCUAGUAUGGCCUCUUUACGAGUUGGCUCCUCAACGAUUUGUUUUAGAAACAAUCCCAGUAGGGAGUUUAGAAUAUGUGUGCUCCUGGCACAAGCAGCUAUUUUGGUUUUCCAGUUCAAAUCAGGACAAUUAAAGUCAACCAUGAUGAUAACUUCCCCCUUCAUUUUCAUGUUAGCUAUUUCCUAAACUGGUAGAUUAUCUAACUCUUCUAUUUGUCAUGGGGGCCUAUAAAUCACACCUACACGAGUUACUGUGUGAUUACCAAAUUCUAAUGUAACCCAAACUGACUCUAUGUUCGCCUCAGUAACUUUUAUUAGGCUAGAUUUUAUGCUAUCCUUCACAUACAAGGCCACCCCUCCCCCUUUCUUGCAUUCCCUGUCUUUUCUAUAUAAAGAGUACCCUGGUAUUGCUAUGUCCCAGUCAUUUUUCUCAUUAUACCAUGUCUCAGUAACAGCGACUAACUCUACAUUAUCAGUUGCCAUUAUUGCCACAAGUUCAUGGAUCUUAUUCCCUAAACUGCGAGCAUUUGUAGACAUGACUCUAAGCUUAUCAUUUUUUAACACACUUGCUACAGGCACCUUCUGUCCUUGUGUUGGGGGGAAGUUGGAUUGAUGUUUUAUCACCCUUUUGACCCCUCCUAGUUUAAAUACAUCCUAGCAAAACCUCUAAACUGCUCACUGAGAACAUUUGCAAAUCAUCUUUUUUUGCACAGGUUAUUUCCAUUCCAAACAGAGUUACAAUGGCAAAUGAAGCCAAAUCCUUGCUCCCGACACCAUUCACCAAGCCACAAGUUAAAGUCCCUAAUACGCAUGCGCCUGUCGUUAUGAGUGUUAUUCACAGGCAGAACUUCAGAGAAUGACAGUGUAGAAGCAACCUGCAGUAUAUCUUUGGCAUAAACACAAAAAACUUCUUUUACUUCUGAAACCUCAUUGCAAGCCAAGUCAUUUGUCCCUAAGUGGACAAGUACAUCCAAUUCCCCUUCCUGCUUUGCUCGCUUAACAAUAUUACAAAUACGUCUCCUGUCUCUGGGAGCAGUAGCUCCGGGAAGACAUCUCACAAGACCAUUAUUGUCCAGCUCCACACCAAUAACAACUGCUUUCUGUUAGGCCUCACCAUAGUCUCCAAGCCUGUCUCCAUAAUACCACUACGUGCUGUGCCUGAAAAUGUCUCCACAACACUCGAUGCCUGAGCCUGUCUCCACAACACCACUACCCUCAGUGCCUGAGCCUGUCUCAACAACAACACUACACUCAGAACUAUUACAAUAGAACAUCUGUUUACUCAAUUUAUUGGCAAUAUAAGGCGUUCUCAGAUUGGUUCCUGAAUUUACUCCGAAAGUUCUUUCAAAAUUCCAUCUGAACAAAGAAAUGAUACUGCUUUCUCUCUUUGAAGAAGAAUCCCUUUGGCACACUUUGGAUGUUGUCACGGCCUCUACCGGGGUUGUCUAGGCCUCUUGGGCGUUUUUGGUGGAUACUUUUAUGUAGGUAAUUUGUAGGGCUGUCAUCUGGUCUUCCUCCAACACUUUUGUGAGGCACUACUGCCUAGGCGUUUCUGUCUCAUCUUUCGGGAGAAGAAUUCUUGACUCUGUCAUUAACAUAUGAUUAAACUCUGAUUAGCAUUGAUAUUGUGUAUUGUUGUUUUAUUGUCCCCUCCUCCCCUAUAAUUAAACUUGGGAAGUCCCAUAGGUGAUGCUUACAUGGAUUUGCCAGGAAACCAGAACAUGUUUACCAUACUUACAGCUUUCUUUCCCUGACUCAUAUCCAUGUCUGCAUCAACAACCCCUCCAUUUUUUUUGGACCUACUUGAUUACGAGACUGCUAGAUCUGUGGAGGUGGCUUCAUUAUAUAACAUCAUAUUAAUUUUAGAUUCCUGUCAUAUCAGCUGAAAGGAAAGAGCUUAACCCAUAGGUGAUAGGUGAUAUGGAUGUUAGCCAGGAAAAGAAAAUUACGUAUUAAAAGUAUGGUAACAAAUUUCUGAUUUAAUUCCCAUUGCUGUGUUGGUUUGUUCACAAUUUUCCAUCUCUCCUCUUUAGUUGUUAAGAACAGAGUUACAGCCUUUUGGUUCAAAAGAAAAGAACUAGCUAUGGCGUUUGGUCUGAAUCUCACUUUCCCGCGGCUUGGCAGUGUCUUGAAUUUCUUCUUCACUCAACAGUUUGAGAGUCACUAUGGCAUCCCGUGGACUCUCUGGGGAGGUAAGUCUCCAAGGUCUUUAGUCAUCCAAGAGGAUUCUUUUUCAUGAAUGUUGGAACACUGAGAAAAAUGAAUCCCUGGCUCUGCAAUCAAAUCUAAAACAGAAACCAGCGAUAGCCUGGUCAGCAAUUUCUUUUCGAAAUAUAUUAUCAUGCCCCCCUAGGCACACUGGCCUGUCUUGAGCCAAUCCGAUGGAGUCAAACCAGCAAAGUUUAAAACGGGCUCGGGCCCCAGGAUGAUUAAAGAAACAGACUGGUUGGUUGCAAUUGCAGUAUCAAUAUACAAAAACAUAGAAAAUGAGAAAAGAACUACUUCUAAGGCAUAAACUCAUUAAAGUUUGUUGUAGUGACUGUAAGGUAAUACAGAAUGAGUGGGUUGCGUUGAAAGACUUAAGGUUGAAUGAGUGUGUGUAAAAGUAUGGAUUGGUCUCUUCAUUUGAUUGUGAAGUUACUUUUGAUCAAUGAUUGGAAUAUUAAUGUGUUUCAUUUCAUGGCACUGGCUAUCUUCAAACUUUAUUAGCUUCCCACUGUAGGCUUGAACCUCUUGCGUAAAAACAUGUUCGUGACCUUACAGGAUUUCUUUUCUUGUUUUAGGAACCAUCCUUUGCGUGCUGGGCUUUCUGGCAGCUAUCACAGUUAGUAUACUGGAUAACGUCGGCAUGAAGCAAUUGGGAUUGGAUGGAGCCAAGAAGGAAGAAUCCAAGAAAGUGGUAAGCUGGUUGCAAUACACUGGACAGAAUCCUGGUUUCACCAUGCAAUGACAUAUCAGGCUAUUACGACUACAUACAAUCUAACUUUGAACUUCUGCUGGCAUUAUGAGGAUCUGCAUCUCUCAAAAUGCCAGCAGAUUCCUAGGAAAUAGAAAUACAGUUAUGUUACCAUUUCUGUAUUCAUGUUAGUUCAUUACCUGUGUGCACCAAAAUGUGUAUUUGCCCUUGUAAGCUAACUUUUUUUUAAUACAAUUUUAAGUGUUGAAAGAUGAAAGAUACCAUAUAAUUUUAAAAAUGUUACAAACGCCCCAUGUUUGUUUGUUUUUGCAAAGGAUGAAAGCAAACACAAAGAAAAAUACUGUACGUUUCCCUAACUUUAUUUGGACGGCAUUCCAUAAACUAAAUUUUCCAGCAAACUAUGCAUGUACUUGUCAAAAAUGCUUUGUGUAAUUAUGUGAUUAAUUAAAUUGUUGGAAUAUAAACAACAGACUCUCUGUUCUUUAGCUAAUUUGUACAGAGCUUAGAGUAAUAUUGUGAAUACACCUUUCUAUAUGAUAUCAUGACUUAAUUCCUAACUGCUGCUUUUCUGUCGCUGUAGCGAAUGCAGGAUGUGCGACACUUACCAUUACGCUAUUGGCUGCUGGUCCUUUCCAUCAUGUUCUUCUACAAUAGCGUAUUCCCAUUUGUGGCAGAUGCCAGGUAAAUACUUGUCAUAUUUCAUAUAAUAAUAUUCUGCAUAUAUUAUAAAUCUUAAAGAAACACCAUAGGGUCAGGAAUACAAACAUGUAUUCCUGACCCUCUAUUGUUAAACUAACUAUUUAGCCCCCUGGCCCUGUCUUGCCCCCCUUAACUACAGGAAACAUUUCCCAGAGGAACGCAUUGGAUAGGCUGUAAUUGUCAAUUCUGAUUAUCUCAGCCGAGGAGAUGGGGCGGGGGUGGAGCAAACUGCCGCACUGGCCAAUCAGCAUCUCCUCAUUGAAUCAAUGCAUUUCUAUGGAGAAAGUUCUUUGAAUAGGCAGUGUUUACAUGAAAAUGCCUGCAGGGACUGACUACACUCACCGGAACAACUACAUUAAGCUGUAAUUGUUCUGGUGACUAUAGCGUCUCUUUAAAUAUAAAACAGUAGAUACUGUGCAAACAAAAUUACUGAAAAAAAUUGACUGGCAGGUAGGGGUACGGUUUUAGACUGGGGUCAUAAGUUAUUAAUGAGAGUUAGGGUUAAAAAAUUAGAACUAUAGAGGGAUAGGGUUGUGGUUAUGCUCAAAGUGUCAGUUUCAAAAUAAUAGUCUCAGAUUUCAGACAUAUCAAUUUUGCACCAUGCCUAACUGGACUUACUUUUUAAAAUCUAAUAUAAUCAGCAGCAGCAAUCUUGGAAAAGUUGAACCUGAUGAAUUUGAGUCUAUAGCCAACUCUGUUACUGUGUUCUCCUUUAGUAAGUUCAUCCAGGAUAAAUACGAGGGCUAUGACCAGAGGACAGCAGCCUAUGUCGCUGGGGCAGUUUAUGACAUCGCUUUGGUUCUGUCAGCGGCUGCUGGAUUGUUAAUUGUGAGUAACGUCAAAAACAAACAAAAUGCUGCUAUGACUAUCCCACUUGUAAACUAAUGUAGGAUUUAGUUUGAAUGUCAAACUUGCCGUACGGGAAUGCAUGGGCAAAAUACAUUGCUUUUGUCUGACAAUAUGGACUAUAAAGACCAAACUGAGUAUAGUGCAAUUUAGAAACAAACUAUUGCAAGCAGAAUUCAUCCUGCUCAAAUUGUACACAAGCUGGAUAUAGGAAAUGUAUACAGAUCUCUGCUUACUGGAGAAAAUCUAUAAAGAGUUACUCCAAGCACCAUGGUCAUUUCAGUGAUGCCUGGAGUCUGUAUGUGCAGCGUUUUUACAACGUUCCCCCAAUUUCUUUAUAAUUGGGGGAAUUAUUUCAGAAAGGGAUACUCUAACAAAAGCCAGUGUUUUAUGAAAAUACUGGUUCUUGGUUGGAUUAACCCCUUAGUCUCUUUGUAGAUUUUAUAUUACGAUAACUGUGGAAUAUCUGCUUCUAUAAUAUCUCCAUUGUUUUCCCCCCAGGACUACGUAGGAAUGAGGGGGGUGCUGGCUGUCCUUUGUGCUGUUCUGACACUUCCAGUCUUUGCUCUUCUGGCUUUUACCUUUGUUCCACCACUGGUAUCCACGUUGUGGCUUGGCGUUACAUAUUCCUUUGCUGUGGUAAAGUAUAUAGAUGUUUCUGUAGCCUAAACUCUGUUCUCUGUGGAUGUGUCCUUGAACACUACCGUUACAAAGCAACCUUUGCAUUUAUUCUGUUUUACAGGUAAGUAUGUGGCCUUCAAUACCCCUCGUGGCCCCACAACCUACCCUGGGAACGGCCAUGGGGUUCGCCAACUCCGUGCAUAUGAUUGGAAUUGGUCUGUGUAAACUAGUUGUUGGCAAAAUCCUUGGUACGGAAUCCAGGUAAUUCUAAAAUAUAUGAAGCCGCAGCUUAUUGUAGUAAUUAUGGUGAAUGCUGGAGGUUGUUUAGACCAGUGCACACAUCCUUCCAUUGCCAUAACUACAAUACUUUUUUGUUGUGCUUUUAGUGUUUGUUUAAAAGGUCACUUUAAACACUAUCACUGUGAUGGAGGAUUGCAUUCAUUCUCAACUCAGACUGGCUUAGAACUGAAGCAAUUUGUAAAUAUCAAACCACUCAAUGCCAGCCUCUUAGGCACCCAGGUGUCAAGUUAUACAUUCACAUCUUGGGCUGACCUCUCACGUCCCUAGAGAGAGAGCUGAAUGGUGCACAUAGUUUUCUCAAUAAACAGUGCGUCUCCAUAUAUAUAAAUAUAUUAUUAGAGGUGAUUUUUACACUAUAAUUUUCCUUUUAACUAGACACAUUUAAUGAGACCUCUUAUGUUUUUCUCUAAACAGUGAAGCCAGGAUCCCACAGUGGCGUUGGCAGCAGAUGAUGAUAUUCAUGCUGGCAAAUACCAUAGCGUGUAUAGCAACCUCUGUCGCCCUGAAUAUAGUGGACAAGAAACAGGUAAUUGGGGAGGGGAACAUGGCCUGGGCUGUGCCUGCCGGGACAUAGAUAAAGAAUGUUCAAUGCAGUCAGAUUCUGUUACUGUUGCAAAUAAGACUGGGCUACUGUAAGUAAAUUGAGAGAUAGACAACUUCUCAAGAAAAGGGAAAAUUAAUCCCCACCCAAAACAAAAAAUCAAACUGAGUGUAAGGGAGAAACAGAUCAGCCCUGUCUAGCAUCACACGGAUGGAUAUGAUACUAAACUGAAAAUGUAAUUAUUUUAUUUUAAUAUUGUGCACCUAGCGUAUAAGCUGUUCAAUCCAUCUGGGAGGAAAGUAAAGCUGGUGUAAUAUUUAACCCUUAAAGGAGACGAUGCUGGGAAAUAUUUUCUUUAUUGCUUAGUCUGGGUUGCAUGUGAAUGUCUUAUCUCAAUGGUUUUAACAGAAACUGUUUGCCUUUUACUUGAUCACAGGGUGGAAUACUAAACAAGAUGACAAAACGGGCAGAUUCCAAGGAUGAAUCAGAUUGCAUCCCAAUCUUAAACAUGAAGAAUGGCAAAUAUCAGGGCUAGCGGCUACGAUCCUUUGACAGACUGG